AUGGAUUCUGAUGAGGAUACUAAAGAUGGGAUUAUUGUCCAUCCUGAUGAUCCUGUUCCAUGGUUUCCCAGUCAGGAGGAGGAUCAGUCUCUAGAAUCUGAUCACCCAGACAAACCAGCACGAUUAAAACGAAGGAAGAGGUGUGGUCAAUGUGGACCGUGUCAGAUUCGUACUAAUUGUGGUGAAUGUAGUAAUUGUUUACGGAGAAGUGUACUCAAACAAUCUUGUAUUUAUAGAAAAUGUAUCUAUUUACGUAAACCUGUAUCUGGAUCUUCUAAAACUCCUCCGAGACGUGCUAAUGGAACUUAUUUUAUGUCUUCAUCUUGUGAUGAUGAUUUGGAUUCUUCCUAUGAAUUGAUGUCGCCCCCUAGAAUUGAUAUAAAUGGGUUCUCGGUGGGGGAAACGGCUAACGGAGAUGAUACAGAAAUAUUGAUUGAAGAUUAUACACCAACGCCAUCUAUCAUCAUUGGAGGAUUUGAUGACGACCCUCAGGAUUCUCAACCAUCCUCUCCAAUCAGAAUUUCAAUGUAUCCUGAAAGUUUGUCACAAUCUUCAUCAAUUUCAACUGAAACCAGAAUGACAACACCACCCCAUCCUAUGGAUUGUGAAGAUGAUGCUUCGUGUGUUAAUCCCAGACAAUUUAACGCCUUAAAAGCAAUCAAGGAGGCGGAGUCAUCUAGUGCUCGGACUGAAACACCUGAAAAUAUGCCUAAUGUGACCAGCGUAAAGGAUGUGUUUAAAACAACUUGUGAGCCUUAUUCAUUGGAUGUUGUCCAGAACGGAAUGAAAACAAUCAGUGAACAAGAUGCAAUGGAAAGUGUUCAUGGAACAUCAACUGAAAAUUCUUCUUAUAUUCAAAGUGCUUUUGAAAAGGACCAAUUAUUGUUGAAAUCAUGUUUAAGACAGAGACCAACUAGAUUAAGUGAAUCUUAUAGUGUAAUUUCUCAACAAUUAUCAAGAGAAACGCCUGUAAACAGUGAUGUGAACAGUGAUGUGAACAGUGAGGUGAACACUCAAUUAAAACCUAAUAAUCAAACUGACACUGUCUCUGGAGCAGAUUCAAAUGAAAAUAUCACAGGAUCUGUUCGCCUCCCAGUUCUUCAGCCUGCUCAGGUUCCUCAACAGCAUCUUCCCAAUCAUCCAUCCUCAGAAAGCCAAACUCAUCAUGAACAGACAGCUUUUCACAAUUUUCAUGUCCACAAACCUCAGUCGAUAAGUGCCACAUAUGAUGAGGCUCAUCGCCAAUUUUUCAGUCCACCCAAUGUGACAGUUACAGGUCAUGGUGGGUUCGCUUCACCAAACUCUACCCAUGAAUCUUCUGGAUCACAAAAUCAUAAAGGACCACCAACUUCUUAUGGUUCCCAUGAUUAUGACCAGUAUUCAGGAGGUGCUCACCCAGCCUGGUAUCCCGGUAUAUCAAUUCACCCGCAUGCUUACCCACAAUUUAACAUGCCACGUGGAAUGUACCCACCACAUUAUGCCUAUGAUCCAAUGGUUUUUCCAAUUCAUCCAACUCAAAAUCCUUUCCAUAGAUUUGGAUCACAUCCAAUAAAUCCGGUCAUUCUUCCUAGAAUGGUUCCACCAAGAUUUUAUCCAUACAGACGCCAUCCUGGUGAACAUCAAUAUCAUUCUAACUCUCCAGCAUCAGAUCCUGACUUUUCAAAGCAUCCAGAUUUCCGAAAAAGUUCCAGUUCUGUUUCAAGGCCGAAUUCUGGCAAUGGUCAGACGUAUGAUCUGACAUCAGUCAGGGAAGAAAUCGAGCAAUACAAGAAACAUAGUGUGUUCAGACUCAGAGCAAACUCUUUGGAAAAACCAGGAUCUCCUAUUGAGAAGACAGGGGAAAGGAGACUAAACCGAGUGCCAACACCCGAGGUGGCUUCAGAAUCAGAUGUGUCUGAAAUGGGAAGAAACUCUGAGCUAUCAUCCAUUCCUAAAAAUAGAAACAAUGCUCUGAGACAACUGUUGAGUCAUACUUCAACAAUGCAUGGAGAAAGUCAUGGGAAUUCAGUGGUAGACGAUGAUCUUCAAAAUGAAAUGCGUAAAAUUCAACACAAUUCUUGUAAUGUUGGCAUUAUAGAUGAAUUGAGAAUGCCAAGCUUAGUUCGUGGAGAUGCUAUUAAUAUUGAAAGUUCCAGUCCAAAUUCUUCAAAUUCAAGUGAAUCUGUUUCAUUUUCUCCUUUGCUGGUGGAAAAUUGUUUGAAAAAUCAGUCAUCUAUAGUGUUCUGUAGUGAACAGGCCCCUAAAUCAGUGAAAAUCCAAGGAAAUGUUUGUAUUAAACAAGAUUUAGGGGAUGAAGGAAUUGUGAUGCUGGAAUUUCAGGGAUAUAAAGUUGACUUAGUGCAAUGUGUUUUAGAUGAUGACAUUCUGAAACUGUCUAAUAAUCCACAGGAAUUGAAAGAGUACAUUACAAAAUCUCAAUCAAUAAAUAAAACAAUAUCGAAUCCUACAGAGUUGCCUGUACAAAGUUACCGAACUAUGACUGAACCUGCUGUACCAAAUCCUGUACAGUUUCCUAUAAAAAAUAACCAAACAGUGACUGAGGCCCUAAAUUUAAAUCGUGAGAACUUUCCUCCAUGUGAAGUUGAGGAUACAUCUAAAGGUGUUCUAGCACUGGUCGAUAUCUGUUCUUCACUAGACCGUCAGCCACCCCAGCUUCAAAAGUUAGGAGAAAUAGUUGCUGAAAAGAGUGAAAAUCCCACCCCACCAGCGUCUGAAUCAAAUAACAAAGAAACAGAAGGGUGGAAACAAUCUUAUUUAAAAAUAUUUUCUAUUCGGCAGCAAGGGACUGAAAAUACAAAACAUUUAGCAAACUCAAAAAAAAAUCAGGUUGUUCCUGCAGCCAAAUCUAUUUUAAAUUGUUCCUCUACAUCUGAUUGUAGGUCUGAGAAAUGGACAAAUUUUAUUCGGUACCAAAAUAUUUCCGUUACGCCUAUUGUUGAAGCAGGACAUGAAAAUAUUAACAAGUCUGAUAACUCUCAGAUUUCAGAUCAAAAUAUUUUUAACUCUAAUCUUUCUAGUGUGGAGAGUUCUGAAACAGAAGAAGCUAAGACAUUGAAUUCUGAAUCUGGUUCUAAUCCUCUCAAACGAACACUGGGAGAGAUAGAAUGUCAAAAUUCAGAUUCAAAAAGACUCAAAGCAGAAAAUAAUUUACAGAAAGAAAACGGAAAUGAAAAAAUGAGUGUCAAGUCCAACACGAUUGUUCGUAAUUUAACGAAAUUUGUAGAAAAUACAAUCGUCUCUUAUACUAACGAGGAAGCGCCAGUGAUUGUUUCUCAAUGUGACUCUAUACUUAUGUCUGAGGACUAUCAAACGGAAAAGGUAUCUGCUAGGCUGAUGUGCAAUGAAAAUAAAAUAGUGUCAUCUGAUCAAGAACAUGAAUUUUUAUCAGAAAAAACUAUCGUAGAACUGAAAAAGAAAAUAUUAAAUAGAAAUUCCUGA
Messenger RNA from Lottia gigantea (owl limpet), 3438 nucleotides. RefSeq lists its product as hypothetical. Lineage: Eukaryota; Metazoa; Mollusca; Gastropoda; Lottiidae. The transcript has a single exon. Gene Ontology annotation, molecular function: DNA binding; zinc ion binding. Bases 1 to 3438 code for a protein of 1145 amino acids. The record is from RefSeq and is a predicted model, not a curated record.